GCCACGCCCUCCGCCGCGCGCAGGUAGCGCGCAGCAGGAAGUAGCUGUCAACGCCGUCGAGUGAAAGUUAACGAAAAAUGCGUCUGUGUAUUUGAAAGAGCAACAGCGACUUGUGCCGUGUGUCAGAUUUCCUAAAUCCUUGUUUCGUUUCCAGCGAACAUGCGGCUGUCCGCGAGCCGCGCGCUGCUGGCGCUCGCGCUUCUGGCGGCCUUCGACUCGCCAGAAAGCUUGCAGACGGCGGUCCGACCGGAUAAAGGCUCGACAGUGACGGUGUCCACCGCGCUGCCGCCGGAUCAAUGCGCUGUUUGUGCGCUCGGCGGGGUGAACGACACGCUGAAAUCCUGCCGGUCCUCUUUGUCUCUGGUACCUGAGGAGGAAGUCAAAUUGCUGUUCAACUGCUCCCAACCGAUCGAACAGGCUUUCACUGUGACGAUCGCUCAGACUGUUGAGUGCACAAAGGACAUCUGCAGCCCGACAACGGUAGAAACGCAACCCUCCCUCCUCUCAGAGUUCAGCAGAACCUACACAUGGGAGCUGAAGGCACCGGAGAAGACCCUCGUGGGUUUGAACAUCCUUGGAGAUGGGCUGAGGGAGACGUCACAACCGUGCCCUGAUGGAUUUCAGUAUUCGGUCACCACGCCCAAGACAAACCCCAAGGGUCUGACUCAGUAUUGUCGAGGUGGUUCUGCGACUCGUUUAGAUGAGCCCAAUGGAGCUGUUGUGUCUCUGCAAGUUAAACCAAGGGCUCUGGUUGAGUCGGUGUUGUUCUACGCCUCGGCUGGACCUCUGAAGGGCCGAACAGUGGUUUUAUCAGUGAAUUCAAGCACGACUGUGGUCAUCCGCCGGGAUCCUGAGGCGCCAGAGUGUGACGUUUGCUCGCUUGAUGGCUCAACUCCUCAAUGUGCUACCAACGAAAAGACACUGACGAACGUUAACAACCUCUCGCUGGAGUUCAGCUGCCUGAAACCUCAGGAUGUGUACAGCGUGGAGAUUAAGAAGAAAAUCGAAUGCACCCAGAGCACCUGCACUCCUGCUGCAGGAGAAAUUGAGCCAGAUGUCUUCAAGGACUUCAGAAGAUCCAUAACGUGGGACAUUGGUGUACCACAGAGGACCGUAUUAACACUGGACUUCCCUGGUGGCUUAAAGGAGAUGUCUGAAGCAGAAACGUGCCCAGACGGUCACCAGUACUCCGUGAGCACAAUUAAAAGUCAGGGAGAGAUAACCACGAGCUACUGUAAGGGUGGGACGGCGUCUCCUCUGGGUCUGCUCGCAGCAACGAGUGUGACCACACAGGUUCUCAAGGGAAGUGAAGUGGACUCGUUCACUGUCAAAGUAGCACCAAGAGGUAGUAGAAUGAUGUCUGUGAUGCCCGAUCCGGACACCAUCAUUACCAUCCGCAGGUUGAGCAACGAGCCAGACUGCAGUGUUUGUAUGAACAAGGAGCCCAACCAGAUAUGCAAUAGGAAAUAUCUCACCCUGAAAGAUCCUUAUAACACCACUGUAGAGUUCACCUGUCCUCGACCUCAGGAUGUUUUCACUGUGGAGAUCAACAGAGAAAUUGACUGCACAGAGACCUCCUGCUCUGGUAACAUCGUUCAGGCCGAGUCCUCACUGUUCCCAGACUUCAACCGGACCUUCACCUGGGAUCUAAAAGUUGUCCCCACUCGGGCCUUCCAACUGGACUUCCCGGAAAUGGGAAUGCGACAGAUUCCCAACGGGGAGAUCUGUCCAGACGAGCACACGUACUCCAUUGUUACGUAUCUCCGCACUGGGCCAGCCACCAUUGCUACUUUUUGCAAAGGAGGAACUGUGACCACCAUCCUGGCUCGCUACAAGGGCCGAGUAUCUCUGCAGGUGCCCGGCGACCGGAAGCUGGACCCUGUUGACCUCAAACUCAACGUUGGACCUGAGACCAGCAUGGUUGCCAUAGUGAAAGUCAACCUACCACGCGGCGUGUCCAGCACAGACUUCAUCACGGCCAACUAUCCCGGCCGGUUUCCUGACAACCAGCAGAUGCAGUGGGACUUUGCGGUGCCCGGCAUGCACAACUACACAAUGCACUUUCAAAAUCACACCGCUCCGGAGUGCCUCGCCGAGGAGGUGGAGGUGGAGUACCAGAAAGACAACGAGAAGGUGACCAAGCUGACUCUGAUGGAUCCUCAGCCGAAGCAUGCGCAGGGCGACUUCAGCAUGGUGCUGAGGAAUUGUGAAACCAACACAACGCUGCAGGGCCUCACCUUGAACUACAGAGUGUCUGUGAUGAGGAGUGGGCAUCCAGUCCUGUGUGCCGUGGACCUGACCGAACACCAAGGAGUUUCCCUGCAGAUCGAGAAAGUGGGUUCUGAUCCCUACUGUGAGAUGAGCAUCAACUCUCAGGUCAAAGAGAAGAUCAGCGUGGCCGCGGGCACGAAGGCCAACCUGUCCUUCCUCGACUGCCCGAAUGAAGAUGUGCGCCUGACUGCCAGUAAAGUUAUUGGGUGUCUGGAUAUGACGACGUGCUCUGCGACUCAGCUCACCGUUCCCAAACUGGACUCCUGUCUACCGAUGUCCCUACACAGCUUCACCUGGCACCUCAAAAUCCCCGAGGACCGCACCGUGGACCUGAUGUCGCCCACGGGGAGUCUCCGACAGUCCCUGCCCGGCCAGGACUGCGCUCAGUCCGUCUCCCUGCACGUGGCAGAGGGCGACGGGUUUUCUGUGGGAGAUUUCUGCUUCACCGGGAUGAUCCAGAAAAUUCAGGUGCACGCAAACGUGUCUGUCACAGUCUCGGACUUCAGCCAGACGAAGGAGCCUUUCCUCAACGUGAGCUUCAGUCAGGAGAUCCCAGAGACCAUCAUUUACAGGAUCAGCCCCGAGGCGUCGUCCCCGACCCUGCUGGCGACCCCCAACUGGCCUCUGGGUAUGAGGCCCUCGUCCACCGUGUCCUGGCUCGUCACCGUACCGAGCCAGUACGAGGCGCUCGUGCAGCUUCCCAACGUCAGCCAACCUCGAUGCAGGGACAGGCACACCGACAUCACGGUGAAGAUGCUCGGGGACGAGGAGGAGCUGAUCAGCCGCAGGGAGGACGAGGCGCCAGUGGACAUGUUGACGGUGCCACGUAGUUUUUAUCUCAACAUGUCCAACUGCAUACCAGAGCGGGGAGUCUUCGCUGCAAUGACCAAAAUUGUUUUGCAGAAGAAGAGCAACCUCCUGGCCAUCCUCCUCGGGGUAGCGGGAGCUGUUUUGCUGUUGCUCAUUCUGCUGGCUGUUGCGUGCUUCGUCAUACGGAAAAAUAAAAAAGACAAACUAGCCAAGGAUUCGUCCAUCUACAUCGGCAAGGGGAACAUCUUCCGCCCAAAUGACGGACACUUCAGCAAAACUCGGUCUGAUAACGAGUCCCACGUCUACGCCUCCAUAGAUGAGGCGAUGACGUACGGCCACCUGCUGGGAGACUCCAGCUACGCGGACAGUAUGCCGAACCGCUUCAACGGCGGGCAGGUGGACACUUACAACACAUUUACAGGGCCCACUAGUUCAGGGCUGCCUGAAAUCCAAGAACCGGACAAUGAGCCCGAGUUGGAGGUGUUCAAGACCUUCCUGGACCCGUCCGAGUCUUUCCACCCGCCCCGCCCGCGCACUCCCAUCGACCGGCAGGACAGCCUCGGCUUCCAGGACCGCAGGAUGUUGGACAAUCAACUGUUCACGUUCAAGAGCACCGGGGAUAUAAACACGAUCCGGCUCUCCGGCGUCGACGUGGAGCUGCAGACGCCUGAGGAGGACUCCUUGUAGUGUGUCAAGAAUGUAGCUGCACGAUGGGCCGAUGUUACGCUGUUGUGAAGAGGAUUUAGUAUCUCAGGACGAUGCCGAUAUGAACUUCCCUCAAUCACACUCCGGUUAAUCUCCUCUGUGCGACGUGUGCGUCGUCUUUGUCAGAACUGGAGCUUCAAGAGACCGUGCUGUGAUCCUUUUUUCUAUGAAGCAUUCAAAGGACUCUAUUGUUAGACAUUCAAUAUUAAUGGGUAUGAUUUCUUUAGUCUGCUGAAAAUAAGACUAUCUUGCAUGCUUUGCACACAAGAGGAGGUUUCAGUGGGUUGCAGUCACUGCCAGGUUGUGUACACUGCCCCGUUUUUAAAGGAGGUUUGUUCAUUUAGGAAAUACCUCUUCACUUUCUUUCCCAAAGAUGAGAGAUGGCACCUUGUUAGCGCCGCAUGAAGACUAGAAACAAGUGGAAACUGCUACUCUGGCUCAGUGCGAAGAAAUCUCAUACAUCUUUAAAAACAGGAUUUUACGUAUUAAUUAGUGAGUGUGAGUGAUAUUCCUUAUUCUAUGUUGAACGAGACGACGGCAACAAAGUGCCAAACUAUUCCUAUAAUUUUCUACUUGUUUGUGCUUUUAUUUCAUCUUUACCAAUGUGACAAGCAUUCAGGAGCGAGCACUAUGGAAACGUGGUCCAUGGUUUUUAUAUUGCUUACUUGUUUUUAAAAGAUUUGUGUUUUCUUUUACCUGUAAAUACUUUUUUUGCAAUAAAUUCUAGGAAAAUGGUG
Molecule: messenger RNA, 4523 nt
Organism: Gasterosteus aculeatus aculeatus (three-spined stickleback)
Lineage: Eukaryota; Metazoa; Chordata; Actinopteri; Perciformes; Gasterosteidae
Source: RefSeq, a predicted model, not a curated record